UUUUGUUUUUCUCCUGUGUUAAGGAAAUGAAUACCAAAUCCAGCCCUUCCACUCUCAUAAACUUGGAGAGCUCCUGUCAGCCCCCACGCCUCUGGCUCUGUGAAAUUCGCUGCUGCUAGCACUGGGGGAGAAGGAGUUAAGUUUGCAUUAAACAGCAACCCAGCUGCCUGCAAAGGCUCUGAUCCCACUCUUUAUGUUUGAUGGCUGAGGAAAAGCCAGCUCCAAAUUCACAUGGCACUUUCUAAACCAAGGACAACAUUCCAUGUGGCUGCCGCGGUUCAUCCUCCCAGAAGGAGCUGCCUUUGGGUUGGGCAGGCUUGGCUGGGCUCCGGGCUGGUGGUCAUUCCGGGGGUGCGGGGACAGCCCAGGCUGGCGGCUGGCAGCGCUGCCGGGCUAAGGGACAGCUGUGUCGCCUGUCCAUCCCUCGCAGGUGGAAUCUGUAGGAGAGGCUUGGCUGCUUCUCCCGUGGGAGUGAGCGCUCAGCCAGCGCUGGGCGGGACGGGAAGGGCGGCCACGGAGGAGUGGGCUCCAGAGCCGGGCUGGAGGCGGCUGAGACAGGCAUUUACCUUCUCCCCAACUCCUCCUGGGGCGGCUGGAGCGCUUCGCCCCGCGGCUGCUCCUGCCUCUGUCCUUCGGGGCUCUCUCGCAGCCCAGGAUCUCCCCUGGUUUUGGGUGCUGAAGCAAACCAAGCAACACGUUUUCCCAAAAUGAUGGAAAAUAAAGUGUUCCUGUCAUUCACGUUCUACAGCACAAUUCUGAUUUUGAAAAUGUAUGCCGUUGCCAUCAUUACGGGGCAAGUAAGACUCAGAAAGAAGGCAUUUGCAAACCCAGAGGACGCCCUGCGCAAUGGGGGGUUGCAGUUCUACCGCGAGGACCCUGACGUGGAGCGGUGCCGCAGGGCCCACCGCAAUGACAUGGAGAACAUCUUUCCCUUCCUCUUCCUCGGAGCCAUCUAUUCCCUGCUGGAUCCCAGCCCCACAGUGGCCAGGAUCCACUUCCUCAUCUUCUGCGUGGGACGGAUCAUCCACACCAUUGCCUACCUCCUGCAGCUGAGGGCCCCCACACGCUCCGUGGCCUACAGCGUGGCCCAGCUGCCCUGCUUCUCCAUGGCCCUGCAGAUCCUGCUGGCCACCACCCCGUACUGGUAACAGCCAGAGAGACUGACCACCCAAACCCCCUGAUCCUGACUCUGCUGGGCCCCUGCGAGUGGGGAGAGUGUGUGAGUGUGUGUGUGUGUGUGUGAGAUGUCACCAGGGAGGUCACCUGCGCCCUGAGGAUGUUCAGUGCAGCCUUGAUGAGAUUCCACUGCCAUCGGAAUUUGUCAGAGAAGUCACCAGAGAGAAGGGACAUGCAGGAAGGGGAUGUGAAAGCAGGUUUCCCUCUCUCCUGCUGAGGAUGACAGGUGGAAAGCACAUGGAUUACUACCCCUUGAGGAAGGGGUUAUUGAGGGGAAGGUUUUCUGUGUUUGGAACUGUGACUGUGACCUUUUCCUCCCGGUCAUGAAUAUCCCAUGAAUCAGGCAGGGAAAAUCAUGAGGGUCCCACAAAGUCUCUUAGUCAGCAGAUGUGGUUGGUAGCAGAGGUCAUAAAGCAGCCACCCUUCUCCUGCCCAGCCAUGUGCAUCUCUGGGAAUGUGAGUUCCUUAGCAUUUAGUCCCUUAGGUUCCCUCUCCACCAAGGAGGACAGGAGGUAGGUGCCUUCCAGGCAGCGUAACAAGGAACUCAAAAUCUCAGGGGGAUGUUGCAAAGCCAUUGAAGCUUUCAGUGGUCCCAGUGCCACCUUGUCCAUGCCACAGCACACAGCUCCCUGCCAGGAGCUCACUGCAGGCAGCCCUGGAGCUCCUGGCAACUCCCAGCCAGCAGCAGCUGUGGCUUUUCCAUCUCGGCCUCCCCACAGCAAGAUGCAGAGUGACAUGCCUGGAGAAACAAGCAGGAAUCCUUUACCCUGGACACGGGGCCUGAACACAUUUGCUGGACACGAAUUCUGGGACUUCUGGAAUGUCUGAAAUGCCAGCACAAAACAGGGGGUUUGCAGUCAGAGUUUUCUCCCAAAGGGCAGUCUAGUCCACAUGCCAUUAAUACCUGAAAAUGCCCCCAGGGCAUCAGAUUGAGUUUCUCCCCCUCUGUUUGUGGCCUUUCUCUUGCCUUGCUAUUUAGGAAAUGUGCUGUGAUCACCCUAGGGGUGUUUUCUUUCAGCUGUUUCCUGCUGUCCAUUGCUGCCAUGGCAUUCACAGGCUGCACCAGCUGGUCUUUACAGAAAGCUCUGGAAAUGAGCAGAGGGGCUUUGAAGGGAAUGUCACCCAAAGGUGUCGUGUUGGAGAGGAGGGGACCAGGGUACUGCAUGGUGACAAAGGCCAUGAGCUCAUCUGCCACACAGCUGUCCCCAGGUGCCAGGGGCUGCUCCCAGCAGCAGUGGAGCACCCCUCUGGAGGAGAAGGCAGGAGGAAACCUCUGCUCUUCAGGGCCUCCUCCCUCCUCUGAGGGCAGCACAGAAUUUCAAUAAUAUCACAGGGGCAAGCCAAAAUGAGUAGAAAAUAAAUUCCCUUUCCACCUGUCCUGUGCACUAAGGCUGUUCCCUUGACCCUGCUCUCCUCAGAGAUGCUCUUGCUGAGCCCUCACUGAGCACUGGGACACACCUGCUCAGACUGAUGUUCAGCAUUUGCUCAGAUUGAUGUUCAGCCUUUGCUCAGACUGAUGUUCAGCCUUUGCUCAGCUCAGGUAGAAGUUUCUGUACCAGUAACUCAACCCCAGCUCAGUUCUGAUAUCAGGCUCAGCUGUGUGUUGAAGUUUGGAGUGGAAUUCUUUGCUCUCCCACUGAGAGGAAGAUGGGCAGGAUUGCAGGUUCAGCAAUUCACUUUUGGCCACUUCUCCUUCCCACAGAUGUCUGGGUAACACAGACCCCUCUUAACAAGUCUUUUCUGCCUCACAUGGUGCACAAGGUCUUGAAGUCCUGUAUGUUUCUCUGCUGCUGCACAUGCAUUCUGGUGGCAGGAAGCAAAUAUUCCUAAUAAAAACAAAUCAUUGUGCUCUGAUACAUCCUUCCUUCAGCAGCAGCAGAUGCAGCUGGGCAGCAGCUGGGUCCAGCCCAGCAGGAUGGAUCCUCAGUGGGAUGUUAAACCUCUCUGUAGAGCCUGCAGUGUCCUGGGACUUCUAAAAAGACAUCCCUUUCCUCUGCACUCACCUGCCUUGCAGAGGAACACCUUUUCCAGGUGUGCAUUAUUUGUGCUGAUCCUUUAAAUCCAGCAGAGCUGGGAAUUAUAAGCAGCUCUGCUCACUUUUCCUUCCCUGAGCAGCAAGUUGUUACAAAUCUUGGUGUUUACCCAAAAAUCCUGGAGGGCUGGAGAAGUUCAGGUAAGAGGUGGUUGCUCUUCUUUCUGUUCUUAGUACUCAUAAAGGAGCUGCUUGUGUUUUCCAAGAUAAGCAGCCCACUUUUUUUUUGCACUAGGUUGCUGAGAAACAAAUGCUUCAUUGCUCUGGUUUUCCCCUAUUUUCUUAGGUUGUUGGUGGCUGGGAGGUGCUGUCCUGUCAGUGUUUGUGUUAGUUUCGUAAAAUGGCUCCACUUGGUUGUUUUCUUACCCUGUUUAUUUUCAAAUGAGAAAGGCAGCGGUUUUAUAAAAUGGACUCUCUCCAGUACGUGUUGCUGUGGUUGGAGAUGUGGCUGGGAUGGAGAUUUUGGCAUAGGAAGGAAGAAGGGAGGCUCCAGAACCCCCUUCCAACCCCCAGAUCUGCCAGCUGCUCCAGCCUCUUCUCAGCUGCCUGUCCAGUGCCUGAGGCUGAUGCCCUGCUCAGGGAAGCUGAGGUUACAUGCAAAGCCCUGCUCUCUCCUUUUUUAUUAAAAAAAAAAUAAACUCUGCUUACUGGCUGCAGGGAAAA
Molecule: messenger RNA, 3871 nt
Organism: Taeniopygia guttata (zebra finch)
Lineage: Eukaryota; Metazoa; Chordata; Aves; Passeriformes; Estrildidae
Gene: PTGES
Product: prostaglandin E synthase
Biological process (GO): prostaglandin biosynthetic process
Cellular component (GO): membrane
Molecular function (GO): prostaglandin-E synthase activity
Source: RefSeq, a predicted model, not a curated record